UUCUGAUAAUCGCAAAUUAAAAUUAAUAAAACCAAAACCAUAAUAAAAAUGCUUUUACUUGUCCCGUUAGUCGUGUUUGUGGAACAAGCGACAUCUGGCAAACGCGCAAAGGCGGUCAGUUGACUGGUAGGCGCCAUUUUGAUGUGAGAAAACUGUUGUUUAGUGUUCAUGUACAAACAUAGGAUUCUUCCUUCGGGAAUGGAAAUAAUAGCUCAAAAAUAUACGAAAACGGAUUUAUGUAUACCGCAUAUUACCUAAUUUAUAAAAGAAUCGUCAGCUUUUACAUUAGAUAAGCGAUUCAUAUUUAAUAAAAAAUGUUUUACGCACAUUUUGUGCUCGCCAAAAAGGGGCCUUUGGCCCGAAUCUGGUUGGCUGCUCACUGGGACAAGAAGCUCACCAAAGCCCAUGUAUUCGAAACCAACAUAGAAAAGUCUGUCGAUGGAAUUUUGCAACCUAAAGUCAAAAUGGCCCUCAGAACAUCAGGGCAUCUGCUUCUGGGGGUCGUGAGGAUUUAUUCAAGGAAAGCAAAGUAUCUUUUGGCUGAUUGCAAUGAGGCUUUCGUUAAAAUUAAAAUGGCAUUCAGGCCUGGGAUGGUGGACUUGCCUGAGGAACACAGGGAAGCCGCUGUUAAUGCUAUUACUUUACCAGAAGUGUUUCAUGAUUUCGAUACUACAAUGCCUGAAUUGAACGACGUCGACAUCGAAGCCCAAUUCAGCAUCAACCAAUCGCGAGCCGAAGAAAUAACCAUGCGCGAAGACUACAGCCUUUCCAUGGUCAACCACAACCACGAUGAUGGUUUUGGAGACAUGGGGUUCGAUUCGGACGCCCCCGACCUAAUGAGGCACGCCUCCGGUUUAACGCCAUCUAUGGAACAAAGUAAUUUACUAUUCAGCGAACCAGUAUUGGACCCUAUGGGGUUAGAUAAAGAUCCUGAACCCAUACCGUCGACUUCUGGUACCCAGCCUCACCACCGGCAAGAGACGCCCAUGGAAAUUGAUACGUCAUCGGCUAGAGAUGAUGGAUUUGGUGGCACUAUAGACAAUAAUAUGAUCGCUGGUGGGUUAUUCGAGGGCGGUCUUUUCGACGAUGCGCCUAUGGGCGAAGUACCGCCUGUCGAUACCACGAUUCCAGAACCAGCCCCUCAAGAGAUCCCGGAACAUCCAGAGAGCGACGACGAUGACGUACUCGACAAUUUCGGAGGUCCCCCUUCGGUGGGAGGCUUAAGUUCCGACGGAUCUCGACCGCCAACUUCGAUGACGGUGCAUCCCCCUCCCGCUCCCACUCCCACCCCGUCAAUGCAUUCUGUCCAUCCGGAACCGGUACCGGAACCACCCCCAGAAGAACCUCCAGGGGCGCCGCCUACUGUCGACCAGACGACUCUUCUUCAAAACGAAGAAGAAAGCUUCGCCUUAGCGCCUGUGGAUGCAUCGCAAUUAAAAGAUGAAUUCUACCUAGGUCUAACAAAGACCAGGAAGAAAAGGAAACUCAUCGUCGACGAAGUGAAAAACAUAUCCGGCGAGGAGAUGAAGAACCAAUUGAGCGAUACCAGCGAUAUCGUGACGACGCUGGACUUGGCGCCGCCUACCAAGCGAUUGAUGCAUUGGAAGGAGACGGGCGGGGUGGAGAAAUUAUUCGCUCUGCCCGCUCGUCUCAUUCCUGCUCGCAUUUUGUUCAAGAACUAUCAAAGGCACUUGUCGCUCCGAGCCAUCGGUACGGAAGAUUUCGGCGUACUAGGCGACGCGGACUCCCUAGCACUGGACCAGGCUAGAGAUCACGAAGAAUCGGUCGUUCCCGAACCGCCGACGCCCGCCAAACGAGGCAGAAAACGUAAAGUCGUAGAGGACCCUAGUCAGACACCUCUGCACGUCCAAGAAGAACCACUUCCGUUGCCCGACAUGGGUAUGAUGCCCCAAACUCCUUUACCUCUUACUCCGUACCCCACGGAGCAUACCCCAUUACCCCCACAAACCCCAUUACCUCCUUAUCCUACGUCGCACACUCCGAUACCCCCUAGUCCUUAUCCACAAUCACACACUCCGAUCCCGCCUAGUCCUUACCCACUUUCGCACACGCCCGUACCCCCGCACACGCCUUAUCCUCAAUCUCAUACGCCGAUGGGGCAACCCAUGACGCCCAUGAUGCAUAUGCAGGGGCAGGAUAUGGGACAGGACAUGAUGUCGCCGGGAAUGUUACCUCCCUCGACGCCUGGAAUGAUGUAUCCACAGACUCCUGGUUAUCCAGCGCCGCCUACGCCUUUACAACAUAUCGAAGAGAUGCCGCAUUUGGCUGCAGACCAAGUUCACUCGAUACUCCAAGAACAGGAAAACAUGGGCGGUAUGCCGUCCAUGACGCCCGCCCACACAUCCGAAGACCUCCUGGGCGAUCAUAUGGGCGCGCCGACGCCGCAUCAUUCUGGCAUCGACGCCAAUUUACCUUUGGAACCUUUGGAGAAUCUGCAAAAUGAUCUACCUCCAAUGGAGAAUAUGGGAUACGACCAAAACCAGAUGGCCAAUAUGGGCUAUGACGAAAGCGCCCAUCCUGGAAAUAUGUCGGAAAGGGUGCAGUCUCCAUGGAACAAUGAUUACGAUUGCGAGGCAGGACCGACGGAAGAACAAUUGGCAGAUGAGACUGAAGAACAGUUCGCCGAGAGGGUGCUGAACAAGAGGGCAUAUCAAAUGUUCCAAGUGGUCAAGCACAAGUUCAACCUUAACGAUAAAAUCUCUUUAGAGGAAAUGUGCCACAGGAACACCAAAAAACAGGCAGCGCAAAAGUUUUACAGUUUGCUGGUACUCAAAAAGUUCCACGUUCUGGAACUUUCGCAGGAAGAGGCCUACGGCACAAUCACCGUGGUUAAAGGACCGAAAUUCGACAACCCUUCGAUGUAAAUAACAUGAAUAACGCCGCUUCGUAGUUGUUUCAAUCUCCCGUAGAUCGAAUUUCCCUCGUGAUUCUGUUCGUUACAUCUGCUAAGACGAAAGUACAAAAUGAUAAAUUUAAGUCUGCCAGUUUUGGUGUAGAGAAAUCUAUUGUGGCAAACGUUCAAACGAAAUUAUUUUCAAAACAAUUAGUUUUGUCUCAUUUUUAUCCCGGUUAUUACUGAAAAAAUAAUGUUUUUCCAAAUUAAAACGAUCUUGAAACUACAAACUUGGUAUCACCAGCAUUUUUUUUUUUUUUUAUUUCAAUUAACAUUAAAAAUUUGUGAUUUAAAACUCCUAAAAUUAAUGAGUUUCGUUUUCCAUUUUUUCGUAAAUGUUCCUGUUCUAUUUUGUAUAAUAGUCUAGGAAAAUUUUACAGGAAUUUGGCACAGACGUAUUUAGUUUCCAUUUUUUUCCAAAAAAUUCCUGGACUAUUAUAAAAUACACAAGACUAAUAAAAUAAAUGACUAAAAUCUUACUAACAGCCAAAUCAGCUGAUCGAAAACCACUAAUAUUAAUUGUACAUACAUAAUACAAAAAUUUACAAACGGUACCUACUUACAAGUUAAACUGUUAAAAUUUACACUGUUAAAAUUUACAGAAAGGUACAUGUAAAUUUACAUUUUUUUUUAUGCAAAUUUACACGUAACGAUGUAAAUUCUCAGUUAAACUUUGAAAGAUCAACACUGAAAGAACAGCACUGUUCGAAGUUGUAUUUGUAAAUUUACAGUUACGUUACGAGUAUAAAUGUACAGUUAUGCUGUGGUUGUAAAUUAUAUUAUUAUGUUAUAGUAAAAAUGAGAGUUACGGUUGAGUGUAAAUUUACAUUUACGUUAGUGUAAAUUUACAGUUACGUUAGGAAUGUGAAUUUACAGUUACGUAGUGAUCGUAAAUUCAAUUACGUUGGAGUAAAAAUUGGAGUUAC
Molecule: messenger RNA, 3840 nt
Organism: Psylliodes chrysocephalus
Lineage: Eukaryota; Metazoa; Arthropoda; Insecta; Coleoptera; Chrysomelidae
Source: the annotation of a GenBank genome assembly